Molecule: messenger RNA, 1234 nt
Organism: Argentina anserina (silverweed cinquefoil)
Lineage: Eukaryota; Viridiplantae; Streptophyta; Magnoliopsida; Rosales; Rosaceae
Product: protein POLYCHOME-like
Exons: 3
Coding region: 92-811 (239 amino acids)
Biological process (GO): regulation of nuclear division; negative regulation of ubiquitin protein ligase activity
Cellular component (GO): nucleus
Source: RefSeq, a predicted model, not a curated record
AAAUCCCAAGCCUCUCUCUCUUUCUCUCUCAAAAGAGCUAAAACAAAGCCUCACCCAAACCCUAGAUUAGUCCUAAUUCAGAUCGAUCAAGAUGCCGGCAGAGUCGCGAUUCAGGCUGGAGAGGCAGUUCGACAUCGCCGAGGCCUUUGCUCAGAGGCGCUCUGGCGGCGUCGGCAUUCUCGUCGACGAGCGUCCCGAGCCAGCGGGGACUCCGGUGGCUCAGAGGCCGUUAGGGAUUUGGGCCAGAGGUGGUGUUGUUGCGCCGAGCAGUUUGAGGACUCCAGGGACCGGAAUCGGGCGUGGGCGAAGUGCUUUAGGGACGGUGACUCCCGCCAGAGAGAAUACGCCGCCGGCCGGAGGGUCUAGCCGGAGACGGGGAAGUGGAUCGAACAGUGUGCUACCUUCUUGGUACCCAAGAACCCCUCUCCGUGAUAUAACUGCGAUCACUAGGGCCAUUGAGAGGAGAAGAGCUCGAUUGGCUGAUGAGAAUGGGGAAUCUGGAGAGGGUCAACUUCCUUCCUUGCAACUUCAGGAUGCUCCACCUGAGCAUCAAGUUCUUGCUGCCACUCCUUCAACCAUUAAAAAGAGACCUUGCCCGCCUCCUUCUGUUCUUAAAGUGCACAAAAUUCUGCUAGAGGUUGCCAACCAGCCUGAUGAGGGAGAUUUCUUGACACCACAGAAGAAGUUGUUGAACUCAAUCGACAAAGUUGAGAAGAGGGUGUUGGAAGAACUUCAGAGGCUGAAGAGGACCCCAAGUGCUAAGAAGGCAGAGAGGGAAAGAAAGGUUCGAACCUUAAUGUCAAUGCGUUAAGGAGAGAAGAAGUUUGGAAAAGGAAGACCCUUUACAGAAUAGUUAUCACCUUCUGGUGAUACUUUUAUACACUAUGCAGUGAUGAUUACAAGCACCUUCUGUUGAUAAUGAUGCAGUGAAGCUAUCACCUUCUGGUGAUAAUGAUGCGGUAAAGCUAUCACCCUCUGGUGAAAUUAGGCAGUGAAUAUCACCUUCUGGUUUUAGCCAACUUAUCAUUGCUGAUUGCACUUCACGUCUUGCUGAAAGUGUCUUUACAAUCAGUGUCAUCACUCAUCAGUGCCAAAGUUACUGCUCCAGUUCUUUUUCUGGUUGAAUUAGUUUAGAGUAGUCGUCACUAUGCUUCACCAGAACCAAUUAGUCUAUAUUGUAGUUGAUCAAGUUCUGGGAAUUUGUAUAUAGACGCUGUAGGGCCAUUUAACUCCA